Messenger RNA from Ceratotherium simum simum (southern white rhinoceros), 950 nucleotides. It is a transcript of the gene FAM162B, whose product is annotated as family with sequence similarity 162 member B. NCBI's taxonomy places the organism in Eukaryota, Metazoa, Chordata, Mammalia, Perissodactyla, Rhinocerotidae. The record is from RefSeq and is a predicted model, not a curated record.
GCACGCGGGGCGGGUGCAGGCACAGGGCGCAGCAUGCUCGGGGCCGUCGGGAGCCUUCUGCGCCUCCGCCCGGGGCGCAUCCUUAGCUGCGUCCCGGGGGCGCCUGGAGAAGCGGCGCGGUGGCCGUUCGCGCCUCUUGGGCCUCGGGGUCUUCCCCGCUACUCCAGCGACGGGGCCCCCAGCGGCUCUGGGCCCCAAGGACCCGCAGGGAAAGUUCACAGGGUCCCCGCCGAGCACAAGCCUUCGCAAUUCGACAAGAAAAUCCUGCUGUGGACCGGACGUUUCAAAACGAUGGAGGAGAUCCCCCCUCGGGUGCCGCCAGAAAUGAUAGACGCUGCAAGAAACAGAGCUCGGGUGAAAGCAUGUUACAUAAUGAUCGGAUUCACAAUUAUCGCCUGCUUUGCAGUGAUCGCGUCAGCCAAAAGGGCUGUGGAACGACAUGAAUCCUUAACAAGUUGGAACCUGGCAAAGAAGGCUAAGUGGCGUGAAGAGGCUGCGUUGGCUGCACAGGCUAAGGCUAAAUGAUAUUCUGAAGUGUUCAUUGGAAUAUCAUCACUAUUAUCAGCAACAAUAAAAGAUAGGUAAAAUAGAAUAUCUAACGAAAUAUUUGCCAUGGUUUUAUUUUGGUGACAAGAAGUACAGAGUCUUUUAUAUUUUUGCUUUUUAGUAAACUUUUAUUGAUAGAGUGCACACAUUUAGAAAAGUGCACAAAAGUGUAUACAGCUUGAUAAAUUUGUACAUAGUGAACACACCUGCGUAACCACUGCCCAGGUCAAGAUGUAGACCAUCAACAGCACCUCAGAAGCCUCCUUUCUGCCCUCUGUCAGUCAUUACCCUUCAAAGGUAACCGUUGUUCUGAGUUUUAUCACCAUAGCUUAGUUUUGCCUGUUUUUGAACUUUAUAUAAAUGGAAUUACACAGUAUGCGAUUGUGAGUGUGGAUUCUUACACU